Lepidothrix coronata (blue-crowned manakin) is the source of this 2909-nucleotide messenger RNA. RefSeq names its product pleckstrin homology domain containing S1 (gene PLEKHS1). Lineage: Eukaryota; Metazoa; Chordata; Aves; Passeriformes; Pipridae. The transcript is spliced from 15 exons. Bases 199 to 1587 code for a protein of 462 amino acids. The record is from RefSeq and is a predicted model, not a curated record.
UGUGUUUUGCUGCAGGAGGCGAUACAGGGAAUAUGGAUAUACUUAAAGGUGUAUUUCUCUAAAACCUUCUUCACCAUGAAGUCAUUUUGCCUCAGCAACCGUGUGUGCAGUGAAAUGCUGCUCAGCAGCAAGCAAAGUGAAAGGAAUUAGCUUCAAUAUUUUUGUUCUCUUUAAUAUCUUGGUGAAGAAAUCAUUGGGAUGGCUUCUACAAAUAAAAGAAAUUCUGCAGGGAGAAUUCAAAAUACACUUUGCCCUGAAGGUGGAGUCUGCAAGCACGGAUUCCUCAUCAAAUCACCACCUCUUCAACUUUUCAGCUCACAGAAUUCCUGGAAAAGGCGUCUUUUCAUCCUGUCCAAAUCCAGCAAGGGGAAUUACAUCCUGAAGUAUCUAAAAGGCCAACAUGUAAAAGGCUCCAUAGCUGUUGAUCAAAUCAUAAGUAUUGAAGUUGGCAUAAGAAAUUUUGAAAUUAUGGAAACAGUGAGGAAGAUGUUUAAAUGCCUUCCUGAGCAGGUGAUGUCCAUCAGUACUGGAAACAGAUGUUACUACCUCAUUGGGGACAGCAGGCAGGAAACAGAGGACUGGGUGACUCUGAUAUCUUCAGUCUGCAGGGAGGACAAACAAGGUGGAUGCUGCCCUCAGAACCAAGAUCUUCCAAAUCCGGGAGUCAGAAGCCGGCCCUCCUCUUUGCCACUAUUCUUAAAUUCCAUAGAUAUGACCAGUUUCACAGAAAGGCAAAGCUGCCAGAAGGAGAACGGUUGCUCAGAAGACAAGAACAGGCCUUAUUCAGAUCCUGGCCCUCAUCAGGCUCAGUGUGACUCACCAAGAGGAGUGUUUCCCAGCCUGGAUAAAAUUCUGGGAAGAAGUGAGGAAAAUCUGCUGCCAUCAGAUACAGAUGAAAACAUCCAAAAGGAUGAAGAAGAUUAUUACCAAACUCCCAGCAAUAUUUUAGCACAGUGCGCUGCUGAAGUAUCAAAGCCUGACCUUAUAGCUGGAACUGAUGUCCCUGUGCAAGAGAAACCAGUGCAAAACAACCCAGUAAAGGAGAACAUUUAUAUGUCUAUGAAAUCACUUAGGUUGCUGGAUGAGAGAUGCCAACUCACGUGCAGACUUGAUGGGCUCCCAUCUCCUCCCAAAUGCCAGGACAGCAGUGCAUGUCCAAGAGACUUGGAAGCAAACAGAGACAUAGAAUUCCCAGAAAGCAGCACCACCCUGCAGCCAACCCUCCAGAAAAGGCAAAAUUCAUUACCACUUUCAGUGGUUCAGUUGUCUAUACUGCUCAGUCAAGUUACAGAUGAGACCCAGCUGCAGAAGUUGGAUAUUUUUCUACCCCUGGCUGAUAUUAACAGUUACCUAAAAUUUACUGAAGCAGCAGGACGAAUAUGCAUUUCACACUGGACUGGUCCCCACAGACUGGGAUGUUUGUUUAACCACGGAGAUCAUGUAGUGGCUGUGAAUGAUCUGCAACCCCAGGGUGUGGAAGAGGCUUACUUCUUCAUCAGCAGGUCCACAAGAAAGGAGGUGAAACUUACUGUCUGUAGGAUUCCACAGUCAGAUCUCUUCCAUGCUAAAGGCUGCUCAUGUUCCUGAAAAAAAAAGACCUCAGUGAUUAAUUCAAAGGCCUGUUUGUUCUGAAUUCUGAAUAAAGGCAGAGGGAAACCCCAGUUCUGGAGCUACAGAGGCUGAAAAUGGAAGAAGAGACAUGGAGGAAGAAGGAGUUCUUCUCCAAAGCUGCUAUGGGACACCUUUGCUCUGCACUGCUUCUUUGAGUACAGCAAAUCCAUUUCUGCCUAAGGAAUCUCUGAAGGAUUGGAUGGCUGGCUAUCAUUAUACAGGGCUUCUUCCAGCUCUGUAACUGUGUCAGCCUGCUGGGACAGUCCUCAUGGCCUGAACCCUAAAAUCACAGAUCGUCUAGUUCAAGAGUAUUCACCAGGAUGUCAUCCUCAGUCUUUUCUGGCCAAGAGUUGCCUAAGGUCUUCUUCUGAACUUUAGAAAAGGAAAGUCCAAACCUUCUUGUGUUGUUCCAAGACUCAUCUCUCUCUCUAAAAUUAGGAAGCUUUUUCUACUGUUUAUCCUAGACAUUUUUUUCAGAAAGUUAACCUGAUUUUUCUUGCCUUGUUUUCAGUGGGCAUGGGGAAUAUUUGGGUUUCCACUGUCUCCAGAGGAAUCUUCACUGUGGAAGGUGGUUUUUUUCUGCCUGUUCUCCCUACUCUUUUUCUUAGACCAAGUAUCCUGCAUUCUUUCAUCAUUUUUUCAAACAGUUUCUGCAAGUGGUCAUAUGUCACUGAACUGCGAGACAAAUACCUUGUGUUUCCAGUUAUAGAUGAACAAAGGAGGUGAGAAAUUGAAAUUCAAAGAAUUUCUUCAAAAAGAAAGUCAAAGCCAUGGAGCAAUUUUCUAGAAUUUCACAGAAAAACAUUUCCAAAAAGAGGUGAACUAGUGAAGAAGCUCCCAUGUGGUGGUGGGAGAAGAGCCCCUCCAUGUAACCUGCAAGAGGCAUAGCUGCUGAAGCAGUUGAGCACUGCAUGCUGCACCUGUCAGCUAUGGAAAAAUGUUACUUUGGGACAAAAAUAGGAUUUGGGUAGUUAAGUCCAGAAUAUUUCAGAAAACCUGGGGGGAUUACUUCUGUACUUCAGUAAACAGUUACUGAUGUGUUACUCCAUAAUUGAUCGUUAUGUUAGCUUGCACAAUGCUAAAUGCACAUAAUUAAUGUCACAUAUUGGCUGAUUCCUAACACUUACAGAGAUACAAUAUGGAAAUGACAUUGGUACAGUAAAUUCUGGUAGAGUGUGUGAAGUUGUAUGCCCACAUAUGAUUAAUAAAUAUGUUAACACUUAGAACACAUUGUAGGCUGCAAAAUACCUCGCUUUCUCCUAACACAGCCCCUCUUUGUCCUCCAAAGACCACCUGUA